UUGGAUAAUAUCAUUACGGUCGACUUUGUUAAGAUCAAAAUGUCGAGGUUUUUGCUGUCGUGUUUCCUAUCUGUUGUGUUCCUUCCAAUAAACUAUGCAACCGUACUCACGAGUGAUGAACUACACGCAGCUUAUGGGGACGAUAUGGCCGCCAUGGUUUGUGCAUUUUUCCCAGAAAGAUCGGAUUGUAAGAUCGAACGUAGCCGAACUGAUCCAAUAACGGAUGCUACAAGGAACGUGUUGGAAAAGGCUAGGCUGAAGCUAUGUACACCGUACGAUUGCACAGAUGAGCCAAAAAUUGCCCCAGUGAAUCUAUGUAUUGCAAUCCAAAAGUCAUGCACAGUUAAUAGUGAUGACCUCACAAGGGCCUAUAAUCAUGCCAAAGGCCUCAUAAAAACUAUUGACAAUGCUGCAAUGAUAAGCACCGUGGUAUACUCAGAUGAGGCAAAUGUCCAGAAUAAAAUACAACGUCUGCCUAACACCACAAUGAGAUAUCUUAAUAAACUUCUAAAGAAAUUUAGUCCUCCCAAGUACAAAAAAGACAAACCGUGUGAGGAUAAACAGGCUAUCACUGAAGAUGCAAUUCAAAAAUGCUGGGAUGAGUUUAACAAAACAGAUAACAAAUUGCAAGAUGUCAUGAUUAUAUACACCAACGGUGUCUCAUUUAAAACAAGCGCAGGUGACGUUAGAGAUCAAACAAUAGAAAAAGCACAAGAAAACAGGGCUAAGAAAAUUCAAACAUUCGUGAUUAAAUACAAGAAUCCAAGCGAUUCAAUAGAUGGAGAUGACGAAUGGAAUGCACUGAACAACCCAAGUGUUUUAGAGGAUCUCCCUCAUCCUAAACCGUUAAGUCUAACAAGGAAGUUGAAGGUGCCCACAUUUUUGACAGAUGAUGCCUGUGAAGCGAUCCCUGAUUGUACAAAAAAACCAGUGCCAUGUGGCGAAAUUGACCUCGUUUUCAUUGUGGACCGAUCCAACAGCACCACAGUGGGGAACAUCAAUCGUACACUGACUUUCCUCAGUACGUUGGUAAAGAAUCUUCAAUUUGGCGGAAAACAGAUCCGAAUUGGUAUCAUCACGUAUAAUCAAAAAGUCACCGUUCAUCUAUCUGUGAACGAAACAUUGAACAACGAUGAAAUACUGGCGAGAAUCGAUGAGAUUCCAACUUCGAAUGCCAUGGGGGCUCACACACACGAAGCAUUGGCCAAGGCCCGUGGAAUGUUAAAGGGUAGUGGCAGGAAGGACUCGGCAAGGCAGGUUAUAGUUAUGAUGUCUAAUGGCCAAACAUGGUUAAUGAAGGACAAUAUAGGAGGACAUGAGGCGAAGCAAAAUUCUGCAUUAACAAUCGAACAGGCCAAACUAGCUAAAGAAGAAGGCGAUGAAAUAUUUGUCAUAGGACUACCUGGUAAAGACGAUUCGGAAGAGAAUGGGAAAUCAGAAUGGAUCUCAAUAUCCAGUGUCCCCCACGAGUGUCAUUUCAUUGAUAUGACAGGUCCAGAUGCCACAUUUGAAGAUCUCAAAUAUGCGCGGUUCCAUAUAUUAACACACCUUUGUAUAUUUGAUGAAGGAGAAUGCCAGUAUGCCCAACAUGAAGAGGAUUCGGAUAUAGAAAAUGAAAACAAUGGAGCAGAAAAAUAGACAGAAUAGUUAACCAUAUUAAGUAAUUAGAUGAUGGCACAUUGGAGUCAUUGUAUAUGAACUGAACUUUAGGGAAAAUGGUUAAAGCCUGGGAUCCGGUGUGAAAGAAAUGAUGGUCCCCCAGGGAUUAUGGUCCCCUUUCUUAUUUUACAUGUAGAUACGCAUCUAACAGUGUCUUGCUGUAAGC
Owenia fusiformis is the source of this 1825-nucleotide messenger RNA. Lineage: Eukaryota; Metazoa; Annelida; Polychaeta; Sabellida; Oweniidae. The record is from the annotation of a GenBank genome assembly.